AUGUCCACACCUCCUAUCUCGCAGCUAUGCAAGAACUGCUCACAAGUUCUCGAUAUUGAUUUGUUGCUGGACCAUAACAACCUUGAGAACAAAACAUUGUACCGAUUUGAAGACACUUGGCCAGAACUACCAGGCUUGGCAGCUUCCGGCGACUCUGGCUGUGGAUUAUGCAAAUUAAUUCGAGACACUUUUGCUUCACAGCCUCCUUCGACAGAGUACAAAGGGCCCGUAAGUGGCUUGGUGGAGAGACACGCGACAUGGAGUCAUGAGAAGCCUAGGAAAAUUCUCGAUUACUCCGUAAGGAUAUACAGCGGGUCGGAAGGGGAUGUGGACUGGUAUACGGUAACAAGGUUUGUGGACUGGUCUACGGUAACAGGGUAUGCACAGUUCUUACCCUGUUCUGAUGAUGAUGACAUGCCCUUCCCUCUUCCUCCUCCUGCAGAGAUUAUGUCAGCUCAAACAGUGGACUUCUUGAAAAGGUCCAUUGACCAGUGUGAAUCAACCUGUCAUCCAUGGCAGCCUUCUGGCUCAAUUCCCUCGCGACUUCUCGAUAUAUCGGAUUAUAAAACCAGAGAACGGAUCCAACUUGUGCAGACGGAGAAGUUGCCAAGAGUCAAAUACGCAGCGCUAAGCUACUGCUGGGGAAAUGCAGAUGAUGCAGCUUAUCAACCGAAGACAAAUUCUGCCAAUUUAUCAGAAAGGCUCAAUGGUUUUGGUAUCGACACUAUGUCUCCCGUCGUUCGCGAUGCUAUCAUCACUUGUCACGCCUUGGGGAUGCGUUACUUGUGGGUUGACGCGCUCUGUAUUCUCCAAGGGAAAGCUGAUGUCGCGGACUGGGACAUAGAAAGCCAGAAGAUGGCUGACAUCUUUCGCAAUGCAUACAUCACGAUUUGUCCAUCGUCGUCAAACAGCUGCCGGGAAGGUUUUCUAGGUCAACGUCUGGUGCACCCUGGCAUUCGUGUCAAGACUCCGAUAACAUCAAACGCUAUUUUCCAGAACCAAAGCCGGGAAUACUCUAUUUUGCCAUACUUUAAGUAUGACAAUAAUACGCCCUCCUUCAUUCACAGCCAUCAGUUUAUAAACUCGAAAUGGUACAGCCGCGCUUGGGUAUGGCAGGAAAUAAACCUUUCAGCCCGACUCGUCAUCUUCACACCUACGUUUGUCUUUUACCGGUGUCCAAAGACUCUGCUGUGCGAGAAUGGCACUAGAAAAGAAACAACAAUAAUCCUAGAAGGGUUAGGACAAUAUCAUAGAAAGCGAUAUCAAGACGCACAGCCGUUUGCAUUCUUCAGAACCUGUGUGGAAGAUAUCUCAAGCAAGGACAUCAGCUUCGAAUCAGACCGUUUAGCGGCAGUGGCAGGUGUUGCCAAGCAAGUUUCUCAAGCGACAGGUAGUCAAUAUGCUGCUGGUCUCUGGGUCAAGGACAUUUAUAAAGAUUUGAUCUUUAAGAGAAAUCUUCGCUCGCGAAACAAUCGUGACAAGGGCGGACUCGAGAAAUACAUCGAGUCAUUGAGGACCAGACACUCUGAGGUAGGACCUACGUGGUCUUGGCCGGGACAUGGAGCCGGAGUCUGUUGGGACUCGAUAUUCUCGUCGGUGGAUCACGAGACUCUGCAGCUUAAUUAUGCAGAUUGGAGAUAUGAAUACAAACAUCUCGAUAUCUCCACUGACAAAGUAGGUGAUAACUUGUUUGGUCAAGUCAGUCGGGGUUCUUUAGCUGUGACCACUAAAAUGGCGUCUUUGACUGAAAUUGCAGCACUUCACGACGGAGAUGAUGAUGAACUGAUCAGAGACAUGCUGAUUACGCCGGAGUCUACAAGUAAAGUCGCUUGCGGUAUCAUAUGGAACUGGGAUGUUGACAACGCGGAGACUUCAAGUCAUUUGGCAGAUAAGAUCCUCGUCAUGGCAAUCUCUAGCUGUUUGUAUGGACACAGUGGUAGCGGAAACAUGUAUGGAUUGAUGGUGUAUCCGGCGGAGAAAGAGGGCGAAUAUUACCGAGUAGGGUCCUUCGAGGCACAGAGUGCUGCUGAUGAUGAUGCCGACGGGAAUACUGGGGUUCUUGUGGCAGAGGAGUGGAAAGAGAGAAGUAUUGUAAUCAUUUAG
Molecule: messenger RNA, 2103 nt
Organism: Fusarium oxysporum Fo47
Lineage: Eukaryota; Fungi; Ascomycota; Sordariomycetes; Hypocreales; Nectriaceae
Product: heterokaryon incompatibility protein-domain-containing protein
Exons: 2
Coding region: 1-2103 (700 amino acids)
Source: RefSeq, a predicted model, not a curated record